CAUGUAUUACUUAAGGCUCUGUGUAACUACUUGAGUAACACAGAGCAUUUUUACAGCCAUGUCGGGUUAUAGACACCUUAUGUACAGUCAAAUGCCAGUAGAUCUUGAAUCACCCGAGCCUUUUUGGCUCGGGUCUCAAGCUCCUGAUGAUUCUCCUAGCAAAAUCCCUCCUGAGUGUCCUAGCCAAAUCCCUCCUGAGUGUCCUAGUCAAGUCCCUGAUCAGUCUCGUAGGCAAGUCCCUGGUCAGUCUCGUAGGCAAGUCCCUGAGGAGUCUGUUAAGACCUUUGCAGAUAGAAGGAAAUAUUCACCCAAAGAGGAUAGGAUCCUUAUUGGUGCUUGGCUUAACACCAGUAAGGACCCUCUCGUAGGCAACGAGCAGAGAGCUGUUGCUUUCUGGAAGCGUAUUGUAGACUACUGCAACGCCAGCCCUCAGCUCGUUGGGGAAGUACCGCGAGAGGUUACUUCUUGUAAGCAGAGGUGGUCUAGGAUCAAUCAUGAAGUAUCCAGAUUCACUGGUUGCUACAACCAGGCGCUGAGGGAGCAGAGAAGCGGCCCAAAUGAUGAUGAUGUGAUCAAAGCUGCUUACGACAUAUUCUUCACCAAGUACGAUACCAAGUUCACACUCGAUCACUGCUGGAGAGAGCUCAGGCAUGAGCAGAAAUGGGCCUCCACUUAUAUGGCUAAGGAUGGUGGAAAGGAAAAGCGGAGGCCAGUGGUGGAUCUUGACGGACCAGAAGAAAAUGUUGUUGGAGAAGAUGAGGAUAGACCAGUCGGGGUAAAGGCUGCGAAAGGUGCCAGUAAGAAGAAGAAGAGUGGUAAAGAUGAGGAGUUGUCUAAGCUACAAGGCGUUUUGGAACUUAAGGAAAAACUGUCUAGAAAUAAACUCCUUGAUCGCUUGCUGGCCAAGAAAGAGCCAUUGUCUGAGAUCGAAACAACACUAAAAAUGAAGCUUAUGUCUGAAAUGUUAUGAUGUGUACUGUGUGUUCUUUGAGGUCACUUGCAGGAAAAGUUAGUACUUGUUGUUAUUGUCCUAGAGGCCGUAGCUUCACAAGAUCUUUGGAUUUGGCACGCAUUUUUUGGUCUUCCAGGUACCUUAAAUGAUCUUAAUGUCCUCGAUCGAUCUCCUGUGUUUGAUGACCUUUUAGAAGGUCGAGCUCCCAGGGUGAGGUACAUGGUCAACAACCACAUGUAUAAGUUGGCAUAUUACCUCACAGAUGGUAUAUAUCCAAAAUGGUCAACAUUUAUCCAAACUAUCACACUCCCUCAAAGUCCUAAACAACAGUUAUUUGCUCAAGUUCAAGAAUCAGUCCGAAAAGAUGUCGAGCGGGCUUUUGGAGUAUUACAAGCUCGGUUUGCGAUUGUGAAAAACCCGGUUCGUACAAUGGCCAAAGAGAAGAUAGGGAAGAUAAUGAGAGCAUGUAUCAUACUACACAAUAUGAUAGUUGAAGAUGAACGAGAUGGUUAUUCAAUACGGUACGAUAUUUCAGAAUUUUUAGAAGGAGAAUCUUCCAGAACUUCAGAGGUCCUAAACGCAAACCCUACACUAAACGAAAUCCCGACAAUUCUCAAUAACAUAUUUCCCAACCGAAAUGAUCUUCGUGAUAGGCAAACUCAUGAACGAUUGAAGAAUGAUUUGAUCGAAAACAUUUGGAAUAAAUUUGGCGAUGAAGAUUAAUAAUUAGUAUCUUUAUAUUUAAACCUUGUAUCUUUUAAUCCUUGUUUCUUUUAAUUGAAUCCUUGUACCUUUUAUUUUAAUUAUGCAAUUAAUAAAUUUUCAAUUUCAAUUUUUUUUUUAAAAAAAAAAAUAUUUUAUUGUUAAGAACUCCGUCUUCGGGAUCACCAUUGGACGAGCUUUUUGGACUCGAAUCCUUCACUGUUCAAACAAAAAAAAACAAAAAAAAAUAUAUUAAACAAUUGCCAAGGAUCCCAAUGUGGGGAUGACCAUUGCAAGUGCUCUUAGUUUAUCUUGCAAAACUAGCUUUGAAUUUCUUCCAUUUAUGAUUUAUUAUUACUUCAAGGAAUAGAUAAAAAUCACAUGUAUUCUGUCUUUCUGAUUUAUUUUUUUAUACUAUGAAAAGUACUUUUACUUUGUCAACCUUACUCUUUUUAAAGAAAAACAACCUCCAAUAAAAUACAUAAUUCAUAUGAAGUAGAAAUUUGAAACUGUGUUUUGUUUUGGUGAUUGGAUUUAAGCAUGUGGCUGAUACGAGAAGCCAUUUAUAGAAAGACCUCCAUCCACGCAGAUGGUCUGACCCGUUAUAUAAGAAGCUGCAGGCAUACAAAGAAAUGCCACAAGCGAUGCUGCCUCUUCCGGCUUCCCUAAGCGCCCCAAGGGAUUUAUUGAUUCCAUUGCUUUCUUGAAUUCAUCAUCAAA
Messenger RNA from Brassica rapa (field mustard), 2374 nucleotides. RefSeq names its product glutathione S-transferase T3-like. The record is from RefSeq and is a predicted model, not a curated record. Lineage: Eukaryota; Viridiplantae; Streptophyta; Magnoliopsida; Brassicales; Brassicaceae.